Cynara cardunculus var. scolymus (artichoke) is the source of this 808-nucleotide messenger RNA. Its product is annotated as ubiquitin-fold modifier-conjugating enzyme 1. NCBI's taxonomy places the organism in Eukaryota, Viridiplantae, Streptophyta, Magnoliopsida, Asterales, Asteraceae. Gene Ontology annotation, biological process: protein K69-linked ufmylation. The record is from RefSeq and is a predicted model, not a curated record. Gene Ontology annotation, cellular component: cytoplasm. Bases 97 to 621 code for a protein of 174 amino acids. Gene Ontology annotation, molecular function: UFM1 conjugating enzyme activity. The transcript has 3 exons.
UCCGGUUCAUAACCGAAAACUGCAGAGGGAUUAUUGUCCUUUGCUUUCUCUUUCUCUCUCUCUCUCUAGGGUUAGAGCUCCGAAUCUGCAACGACAAUGGAGGGAUGGGAUCCGACCACGAAGUCAACAUUGACCCAAAUCCCUCUUCUAACAGUGAAAGCCGGCCCUCGCGAUGGUGCUGCGUGGACGCAGCGGCUGAAGGAGGAAUACAAAGCCUUGAUUGCAUAUACUUCAAUGAACAAAUCCAGAGACAACGAUUGGUUUCGUAUCUCCGCUGCUAAUCCUGAAGGAACACGGUGGACUGGAAAGUGCUGGUAUGUGCAUAAUUUGCUCAAGUAUGAAUUUGAUCUCCAAUUUGAUAUCCCGGUGACCUACCCUGCCACAGCUCCGGAACUUGAACUGCCACAACUCGAUGGGAAGACUCACAAGAUGUAUAGAGGGGGGAAGAUUUGCCUAACGGUGCAUUUCAAGCCACUCUGGGCCAAAAACUCGCCUAGGUUUGGUAUAGCACAUGCUCUUUGUUUGGGGCUUGCACCAUGGCUUGCAGCAGAAAUACCAAUUCUGGUGGAUUCUGGCAUGAUCAAGCAUAAAGACGAUGCAGUCUCAACCAGUGAGCCAUAGUAUGUUGUUUCUUGUCGCCAGAAUUCUCACUCUCACUUUCUAAGUAAGUUGUGGUUUGGCUGAACGAAAUAAGCAAAUAUCAUGGACUAAUUGUGCAAUAUAUGAUCCUGAUUGAAAGAAAAGGUUUAAAGUUAUACUGUGGAUGUUGAAAUAGUGUUCUAGUUGAAUUUAUGUCAUUAUUUUCGUG